Candida albicans SC5314 is the source of this 2004-nucleotide messenger RNA. RefSeq names its product GTP-Rho binding exocyst subunit (gene EXO70). Gene Ontology annotation, biological process: exocytosis. Gene Ontology annotation, cellular component: exocyst. Gene Ontology annotation, molecular function: phosphatidylinositol-4,5-bisphosphate binding. The record is from RefSeq and is a predicted model, not a curated record. Bases 1 to 2004 code for a protein of 667 amino acids. NCBI's taxonomy places the organism in Eukaryota, Fungi, Ascomycota, Pichiomycetes, Serinales, Debaryomycetaceae. The transcript has a single exon.
AUGUCGUACAAUUUAGAUGUUGAUGAAGCUGACGUUGCAGUUUUGAAUCAAAACUUGAUUCGAUCAAAAGAGCUAUUUGAAUCAAUUGGUAAAUCAUUACAUAAAAUUUCAACCAAAUCCCAAACGGCAUCCUCUACAAUUAAUCCUGUGUUAAAACAGGUGAACCAAUUAACCACCAAUAAACAUGAAGUGGAGAAUGGAUUGAAACUAUUACAAGAGGUUAGUGAAAAUGCCAGCAAGAUCAAUGAUUUAGAGAACUUAUUAAAUAAUUCAAUUGAAAACUCUCCAGGAGGGAUAAAACUGUAUUUAAUAAACUUGAACCAACUGAAAAAUUUAUUGUCACAAAUUAAAACUCAAUCCAAAUUCAAACAAUUCAAAGGCAUUUUAUAUAAUUUUGAAAACUUGAUUGAUCGUUCAGAAACCAAAGUACAAAAAUAUUAUCAAGAUUUAAUUAAUGGAAAAGAUUCUCGUGCCAUUAUCGACAAACGUGAUGAAAUUAAAUUAAUUUUCCAAUACUUCUCCAACCCUCAGACCAAAUCUACCAGCAAUAGUGGUGGCAAUGAAGAGUAUGUCACAAAGUUGUAUGUGCGGGCAAGGUCAAAACGAUUGAUUGAGAAAUUGAAACCAAUUGAAUCAUCAACAAAGCCAGCAGUGAAAGCAAAUGCCAAUAUACCUUAUGAAAAGGGAACCAAUGGAAUAACUAAAUAUACAGAUGUUUUAAGUGGAGAAAUUGAACAAGAAUUGAUAAUCUUAAACGAAUGUCAAUUAUCUACGCAUUUGAUUGGACCUAUAGUAGAAGAAUCAAUCCUGAGAUAUAAUGGCAUUAUCAAUAAGUACAACCAAGUUUAUUUCAAGACUCCUCAAGAGAUUGUUGACAAUGUAAUAUUGAUAUUAGAAGUUUUGAAUAAUUUGAUUGAUUUCAAAGUUAAAUUGAAACAAAUUGGGUUGAAUAGAACAUUGGAGCAGUCCAAUUUCAUAAACACGUUUGAACAAUAUUUAGAAACGAAUUCUGUAAUUUUCAAGGAAUUUAUUCAAGCUAUAGACAACAGAUUUCAAAACUUGGGCAAGUUCAAUGAAAUUAACACUCAAGAAGUGAUUGUUGAAUUAAUGAGUAAAUUACGUCGUUUGAGUGAAUUCAAGUUGGCAUUAUUACAAUUGAUUAAGAAUUACUCUAUUGGACAAUGGCUAGUGUCACAACCGCCAAUGAGAUUUGUUAAUGUUUUCUCCUCGGUGAUUCCCAACUCUCAACCACAAGCUAAUAGUGAUGGAGAGGAAGAUGAAGUAAUACAAGAAUAUUUGUUGUCGUCAUUUUACUCAGAUGUCAUUGAUGCCAUAAUGAUAAACAUUGAAAUUGGAUUAAAGAAGAAUACUAGUGGUGGUGAUUCAUUGCCACUGUCCUCUUCAACUUCAGCAUCGACAAAUGCAACAUCAGGAACAUCAUCAUUGAGUUUAAACAAAAAGUCAACCCAAGGGUUUAUUUUGAUUAAGAAUUUAUUUAUGUUGGAAUCAAUAGUUAACCGAUCACAGUAUUUGUAUCAGAGUUUAGGAAGUUUGGGAGAGGAAAGAAUAUUACGAUUAAAGAAUCGAUUUUUGAAAUUAUUCCUUGAUGAUUGGAGUCACGCUUCCUAUAUUAUUAUUCGAGACAUGACAACAAUUGCUACUCAGCUGGCACAGCACCAACAAUCACAACAACAACUGAGUAAUACCAUAGGAACUGGUGGUGGGACUGUUACGAAUUUGUCUAACAAAGAAAAAGAUCAAGUGAAAGACUUGUUUAAGAACUUUAAUGAAUCGUUUGAGGAGGCAUUAUUUAAUUAUCAAAAGUACAAUUUUGGUGAUGCAAUAUUAAAAAAGUAUUUGAGUAAUGAAAUUAAGAAAUUAAUUUUGAACACUUAUUUCAAGUUAUAUGACAAGUAUGGUAAUUCUGAUUUCACGAAAAAUAAAUCAAAAUACGUCAAGUAUGAUAAAUUGAAUUUCGAAAAGUUGUUGAACGAGAGGUUAUAG